Molecule: messenger RNA, 767 nt
Organism: Xenia sp. Carnegie-2017
Lineage: Eukaryota; Metazoa; Cnidaria; Anthozoa; Malacalcyonacea; Xeniidae
Product: coiled-coil and C2 domain-containing protein 1-like
Exons: 8
Coding region: 340-696 (118 amino acids)
Biological process (GO): regulation of transcription by RNA polymerase II
Cellular component (GO): nucleus
Molecular function (GO): RNA polymerase II cis-regulatory region sequence-specific DNA binding; DNA-binding transcription repressor activity, RNA polymerase II-specific
Source: RefSeq, a predicted model, not a curated record
UUUUUAUUUGAGGGAGAAACUUUUCCUUCUUGUUUCAAUGUAAUAAAUCAUAUUUAAUCAUUUCUACUUUGCUUGAAGUUUUCUCUUAUGCCAAAGAAGACAAGUACCUCCAAAGUUUGAACGCUUCUACCAAGGUUUGAGAAAUUGGAGAUAAACUGUCGACAUGAUUACCAUUCUAUACAAAAUUCUUUCAAACAUGGUAAUCCUCCUUGUUAUCAUUAUGAAAACAGAACAUUUCAUAACGUCAGAUCGAAUACAGAUUUGGGUGACCAGGAUUGUGAAUUAAGAAUCGUCAAAUGCAUCAAUAUUUCACUUCCUUCAGGUUACAACAAAGACGAUAUGAAAGUGUAUGUGUCCUAUGAAUUUCCCUUUCCAAACGAUCAACCUCAAACUGGCUUCACGGAAACCAUCAAACACAACAUUAAUCCUGAAUUUGAUCAAAAGUUUAAGAUAUCUAUCGACAGAAAAAACAGAUCGUUGGCGAGAAUAUUUCGACAACAAAGUGUGAAAUUUGAAAUAAAAUACAACAGAGGAUUUCGGAAAGGUGACAAGACGCUGGGUCAAACUUCUCUUAAGUUAUCACCGUUUGAUAAUAGAUGUGAAAUUCACGAUGUCUUAAUCUUAUGGAUCCCGAGAAAGGUCGCAAGGCGAUUGGUGGAAAGAUUGAAGUCAAAUUACGUAUUCGUGAACCUCUGACAGAUAAAGAUGUUGAAAUCUUGACGCAAAAAUGGUUGGUCAUAGAUGCAUUUGUAGCACCAACAAAUAGA